CACCCAAGUGCCACCACAGCACCAAGCUCUGUUUCUCAACCCUUCCAUAAUCACUUUCACUUUCACACCAGAUAACAGUAUAUUUAAUCUUGAACACCCAAAAAUUAUACAAAAUGGGCCACUUUUGGACUUUCUUGAAUCAUGUCCAGUCACUGUCUGGGCCUACAGUGAUGCUAUUAUACCCCUUAUAUGCAUCGGUUCAAGCGAUUGAAAACCCAUCGAAGGUGGACGAUGAGCAGUGGUUAGCUUAUUGGAUCUUGUACUCGUUCCUCACACUCAUGGAGAUGAUGCUGGAACCCUUGUUAGAACGGAUACCGAUAUGGUAUACGGUAAAGGUAGCAUUUGUGGCAUGGCUUGUGCUGCCGCAGUUCAGAGGCGCGUCUUUCAUAUACGAGAGGAUUGUGAGGGAGCAGCUGAAGAAAUACAGCGGCGGCAGAUUAGGGAAAGCUCAUCAAUCCCCACAGGGCAAGAACAAGUUCAUAGGUUUCAUUACUCCCAAGAAGGGGGAGCAUGAGGCGCACUAAAGAAAAACUAAAAAAAAAAUUCUUUCUUGCCAGUGAAUACUCCUCUUUCUCGUUCGUACUUUUGACAGAUGUGUAAUCUCUUUUCCUUGUGCAUUUGUAUGUGUUCUGAUGUACCACACAUGGACACGUCUCCUGUGGUUUCUAGAUCCACUUGUGGUGGGGCAUAUGGGUGACACGUGUAAGCAUUGUAGCUAGCAUGUUCUACGAAAAUUGUUGUAUUUUGUAUUUUCUUUGGUGGUCCACUGGAUGGAAUGGUUAAUGUCCAUGCCUUCCAAUUCAAAACUAUGGGACGUGCCACUGCAUUAAUAUAUGUGGAGAUGAUCUCCUUGUAGGUUGA
Magnolia sinica is the source of this 861-nucleotide messenger RNA. RefSeq names its product HVA22-like protein e. NCBI's taxonomy places the organism in Eukaryota, Viridiplantae, Streptophyta, Magnoliopsida, Magnoliales, Magnoliaceae. The transcript has 5 exons. Bases 114 to 524 code for a protein of 136 amino acids. The record is from RefSeq and is a predicted model, not a curated record.